This is a messenger RNA of Schistosoma turkestanicum, 354 nucleotides long. The record is from the annotation of a GenBank genome assembly. NCBI's taxonomy places the organism in Eukaryota, Metazoa, Platyhelminthes, Trematoda, Strigeidida, Schistosomatidae.
AUGAACUUAUUGAUUUUUAAUCCUAAUUUGAAUACGUUGAUCACCAAGAAAAUCAAUAUUAUGACUACUACUCACACUACUAUUACUUCUACUACUACUCACACUACUACUACUACUAUUACUACUAUUACUCCGACUACUACUACUACUACUACUACUACUCACACUACUAUUACUACUACUACUACUCACACUACCAUUACUACUACUACUACUAUUAAUACUACCACUCCGACUACCACUACUACUACUACUACUCCGACUACUACUACCACUACUACUACUACUACUACUACUCACACUACUACUACUACUAAUACUCAUAAUCAUAAUCCCUGUUUAUUUAUUCUCUGA